AUGGACGCACAUGGAGUUCUUCGUCAAACACGUGGUCAACAACAGAAAAAUUGCACGCAUCUUUUGCAGUACGCGGAAUCCCGGAAGUUUCGGUCACAAAUAACAGGCCAUAAUUUACCAGAAGGGAACUUCAGUACUUCGACAAGUAAGGACAGCUCCAUACUACCCAUCAUCCAACGGUCUGGCAGAAGCAGCAGUCCGAACUUUGAUGUCAGCUUACAGCUACACUGGAUACCAAAUUGUCCUGAUUCCAAAUUCAUUACAGGAACACGCCUGAUGCAACGACAGGGAUUGUUUGGCAAGCAGAAAUUGCGUUUAAUUGGUAACUCGUCAUUGCCUCGUGGGAAAGUCAACAGGCCGCUCAUGAGAAACAUUGAAGAUGGAGCCAAGAUACUCCGACGUCAAGGUGGCCCUCCCUGGUCCCCUUGUCCAAUUUCAAACACAAGUCUCCCCAUAGCCCACAUUGCUCAGAACCUGCUGCCAGUAAUGAACAAGCAGCUGAAGGUGAAGAGAAUGUGGAGCGGGGAAAUUGGUCCUCAAAGUCUGACUACUUGCUCUCGACGAUCGGCUGUGCAGUGGGUCUGGGCAACAUCUGGAGAUUCCCUUACCUGGCUUACAAAAACGGAGGAGGAAUAUGAUGGUUCUGAACUAUGGUUAACUGCUUUUACAAGAUUUGCACAUCUCAGCAUGAAUAACUACUGCACGAUUGCUGCUCAUAGGUACUUAUGGACAGUGACAAAAACUUCUACCUGUGAGCCAUAUCCACUGGGCACCCAUUGGUUCAAAUUGGUUCACCAGGCUAUCAACGACUCAGAAUUUGCCCCCAGCAAUUCGUCAUGUGUGGGCAUAAAUAUGGUAAUACAAGGAUCAAUCCUAAGCAUUUCCUACUCCUGCAUUGUCGCCUACAGUCUGUACUACCUGUUUGCUUCCUUCCAAUCACCCCUGCCGUGGUCAGACUGCUUCAGUUGGUGGGGAGCAGAUGAAACAUGCAGCAGGACUCCCAAAGAUCCACUCUGUAAUCUCACUCUGGAUGAUGGAUAUUUUAAAAUCGUUAGUACAACAUGGCUACAGGCAAAAAACAAAAUUUGUCCAAAUGGAUCAGAAAUCUCCGUUCCUUUUGAGACUCCAAGUGUGCAAUACUGGAAUAAAGUGGUUUUACAGCGUUCCAGUUCAAUUGAAGAGACUGGAAACAUAGUCUGGUAUUUAGCUCUCUGUCUGCUUCUGACCUGGCUGAUAGUUGUAGGAGCCUUAUCAAAAGGAAUCAAAUCUUCAGGAAAGGUGGUUUAUUUCACUGUGACGUUCCCUUACCUGUUUCUGACCAUACUCCUGAUCCAAGGACUUACUCUGGAAGGAGCCUAUAAAGGAAUUGACUUCUACAUCGGAAGCCAAUCAGACUUUUCCAAACUGGCUGACGCAGGGGUCUGGAAAGAUGCUGCAGUGCAAAUUUUCUAUUCUUGUUCAGUGGGUUCUGGCUUCUUAAUAACACUGUCUUCGUACAACAAAUUCCACAACGACUGUUACCGAGAUACCAUCAUUGUCUGCAUCAUUAAUUGUGCUACAAGUUUGCUUGCUGGGUUUGUCAUCUUCUCCACUCUUGGGCACAUAGCUCAUGUCCAAAACAAGACUUUAGCAGAGAUAGCGCAGUCAGAUUACGGUUUGGUUUUCACUGUCUAUCCAGAGGCUGUUUCACAGUUGCCAUGGGCACCUUUAUGGUCCAUUUUAUUUUUCAUCACACUGCUCCUGAUGGGAAUCGACAGUCUGUUUGCAUUUGUAGAAAAAAUCCUAACAUGUAUGAUGGACAGGUUUCCGAAAUACCUACGACCAAAGCGUUUUAGUCUAACAAUUGGCAUUUGCAUGUUAGUUUAUUUGCUUGGCCUUGUGAGUGUAACAGAGGCUGGAAUUUACUGGAUAAACUUAAUUGAUCAUUUCAGUAUUGGAUGGGUCCCCAUUAUAACAACACUGCAGGAACUCAUCGCUGUAAGCAGUGUUUAUGGAGUAAAUAGAUUCAUCAAGGACAUUGAGAUGAUGAUUGGGGCAAGGUCUUGGUACUUCUGGCUGUGGUGGAAACUCUGUUGGUUUUUUAUCUCUCCAUUCGCACUAACAAUAACGUUCUUCUGGUCCUUAAUGACGUUUAUCCCGCCAAAAUACGAAUCUGUUCAAUAUCCUGUCUGGGCGAUUGCACUUGGCUGGUGUCUGAUCAUUCUCUCUGUUAUAUGGGUCCCCAUUGUGGCUGUAGUGACAAUUAUUAAAGCUAAUGGCUCCACCUUGUACCAGAAAUUUUCUGCCGCUUGCGCAUCAAGCCCUGACUGGGGUCCGUACUUGGAACAACACCGAGGGGAACGGUACAGAAAAAGACCCGUUUUGUCAGAAGCCCAGAUCAGCGUGGAAAGUGUCACUUUGUGAAAUUUUAAAGGAAAACGUAUUCUUAAUUUGUGAUCAUUUGUAAAACCCACUUCUAUUCUGAAGCGCGUUCAUUGUAAUUUCAAUGGCAAUUUCCAAUGCAGCCAGUA
This is a messenger RNA of Stegostoma tigrinum, 2510 nucleotides long. RefSeq names its product sodium- and chloride-dependent neutral and basic amino acid transporter B(0+)-like. Gene Ontology annotation, biological process: sodium ion transmembrane transport. Bases 1 to 2403 code for a protein of 800 amino acids. Gene Ontology annotation, cellular component: membrane. Gene Ontology annotation, molecular function: L-proline transmembrane transporter activity. Lineage: Eukaryota; Metazoa; Chordata; Chondrichthyes; Orectolobiformes; Stegostomatidae. The record is from RefSeq and is a predicted model, not a curated record. The transcript is spliced from 16 exons.